Molecule: messenger RNA, 216 nt
Organism: Penicillium oxalicum
Lineage: Eukaryota; Fungi; Ascomycota; Eurotiomycetes; Eurotiales; Aspergillaceae
Exons: 1
Coding region: 1-216 (71 amino acids)
Source: RefSeq, a predicted model, not a curated record
AUGACCAAGACCGAGUGCGAUCGCGGUCCUUUGGGAGUCCACCUUCAGACUGCGUCCAGUAUCCCUCUCGGAGGCGAACCCCCUCCCUCCCAGCAGUCAGCACAGGCCUUCUCUAAAAAACGAGAGGACAAGCAGAAACAUGUUGUGUCUCAGCCAGAUGAUCCUGAUACGCUAGUCUCAUCACCCGAUCAGCUAGCGGGUGCUCCAGGUGUUUGA